AUGGAGAUUGACGGCGAUGAAGAUGAGUACGAGGGAGAGGAGAUUUCAGAUGAUAUCGAUCAUAUGGAGAUUGACGGCGAUAAAGAUGACUACGAGGAAGAGGAUGACUACGAGGAAGAGGAUGACUACGAGGAAGAGGAUGACUACGAGGAAGAGGAGGACGCGGAUGACUACGAGGAAGAGGUGGAUUAUCAUGAUCUAGGCGACAUGAGUCCAGUCGACUAUUAUUCAGGAAGGGGCAACCGACUAGAGGUGAGCACCCUCAAGUCGAACGAGAACAUGUGGAAUGCAUUGAAAAACGAGGUGUCUGUAGUUCUGGAUGCAAGGGGAUAUACUUGCAUUGGACCAGGCUUGAACCUUCGUCGGGAUCUUGUCCAAGAACCAUGCCCAGAGCAGGUAGUAAUCGACUUGGACACUGCCUCGUUGAAACACUUCAACAAGGGUUCUGAUGCUGCUUUCUUGAUGCUUCGUACCCGAUGCUACAAAUGCCAUUUCGAGUUUUCCAUGCACUAG
Molecule: messenger RNA, 513 nt
Organism: Fusarium graminearum PH-1
Lineage: Eukaryota; Fungi; Ascomycota; Sordariomycetes; Hypocreales; Nectriaceae
Exons: 2
Coding region: 1-513 (170 amino acids)
Source: RefSeq, a predicted model, not a curated record